This is a messenger RNA of Misgurnus anguillicaudatus (oriental weatherfish), 691 nucleotides long. RefSeq names its product hemoglobin embryonic subunit alpha-like. Lineage: Eukaryota; Metazoa; Chordata; Actinopteri; Cypriniformes; Cobitidae. Gene Ontology annotation, molecular function: heme binding; organic acid binding; oxygen binding. Gene Ontology annotation, biological process: oxygen transport; hydrogen peroxide catabolic process. The record is from RefSeq and is a predicted model, not a curated record. Gene Ontology annotation, cellular component: haptoglobin-hemoglobin complex; hemoglobin complex; blood microparticle.
UGUUUAUCAGUCAAAGCAUUGUUGGUCUCUAGUGGUAUUGUCUCCUAAGAGAGGCGUUCACAACAGCGAGGAACUUCUGUAAAGCAGCCUGGACUUCAGGGGUGAAUGCAGCUCCCAGUUGUGCAGCGACAACAAUGCUCACAGAAGUUUGCUGCAAAGUCAUCCUUCCACAAUGAGCCUCACUGCCAAAGACAAAGCUGCCGUCAAGGACCUCUGGGCCAAGGUCUCAGGAAAGGCUGAUGACAUUGGUCACGACGCUCUUUCUAGGAUGCUGGUGGUUUAUCCCCAGACCAAAACCUACUUUUCUCACUGGAAGGACCUGAGCCCCGGUUCAGCCCCCGUGAGGAAUCACGGAAAGGUUGUGAUGUCUGGCGUUGCUCAGGCUGUCGAGAAAAUCGAUGACCUGACUGCUGGACUCCUGAGCCUCAGUGAGCUUCAUGCUUUCCAGCUUCGUGUUGAUCCUGCCAACUUCAAGAUUUUGUCCCACAACAUUCUCGUGGUUUUGGCCCUCUUGUUCCCCACUGAAUUCACCCCUGAUGCUCAUGUGGCUAUGGACAAGUUCCUCUCUGCUGUGGCUCUGGCUCUGUCCGAAAAGUACCGAUAAGCACUUGAUAGUGUGUUCACUUCAGGCGCGUCAAAAGAAUGCUAGCAUGAAUUUUCUGUCUUUCUGUGAUGCAAAAUAAAUGCUUGU